UCCAAAUGUGCAGAGGCUUUGAGUGAUUCUGGCUCCAGGAAGGGGGGCAGAGGGGAGUGAGGCAAAAGCUCAGAGCUAUAAAUUCUUACUGAGCUGUGAGGGGCAUUCAGUGAGAUACCCCUCCCACCAUCACCACCACCACAGGUGCAGGGGGCUGGCACUUGGCUGUGAAACUGGAGAGAGCUGGUUUCAGCUUGUGCUUUAGUUCCUUCUAGGAAAAGAGCCUGGGCUGUGUGCAUCUUCUCAGUGCAGAGGACUGCUUGUCUACCUCCAGGAGGAUGUCUCAGUGGCUGUGGCUCCUUGGAAAAAUCCUGCUGUUGGUGAGGAUGGCUGCCUCAGUGAACUUCAUCCACCACCGCUAUGAGGAGCUGGUGCAGGCCCUGUUUGACGUGCAUGGUUCGUGCCCAUAUAUUACCAGGCUGUACAGCAUUGGCCGCAGCGUCCAGGGCCGCCACCUGUAUGUACUGGAGUUCAGCGACUACCCUGGCAUCCAUGAGCCCAUGGAGCCGGAGUUCAAGUACGUGGCAAAUAUGCAUGGAAAUGAAGUGCUUGGUCGGGAACUAUUGCUUCAGCUUUCAGAGUUCCUGUGUGAAGAGUAUCAGCGUGGAAACCAGCGCAUCACCCAACUUAUCCAUGAUACACGUAUUCACCUCUUGCCCACAAUGAACCCUGAUGGAUAUGAGGUGGCAGCUGCCCAGGGACAAGAUGCUUUGGGGUACCUUACAGGGAGAAACAAUGCCAAUGGAGUUGACCUCAACCGUAACUUUCCUGACCUCAACAGCAUCAUGUAUUACAAUGAGAAACAAGGUGGACCCAACCAUCACAUCCCCUUACCAGACAAUUGGAGGAAUCAGGUGGAACCAGAGACUCUGGCUGUUAUUCAGUGGAUGAAAAGCUACAAUUUUGUCCUCUCAGCCAAUCUUCAUGGCGGAGCUGUAGUUGCCAAUUAUCCGUAUGACAAAGCCCAGUUGCAAAGGAGCCGGAACAAUUGGCUCAGAAUGGACACUCCCACUCCUGAUGACACUCUUUUCCAGAAGCUGGCAAAGGCCUAUUCCUAUGCCCAUGGAUGGAUGCACCAGGGCUUGAGCUGUGGGGAUGUAUUUCCUGGUGGCAUCACCAACGGAGCCUCCUGGUAUUCACUCAGCAAGGGGAUGCAAGACUUCAAUUAUUUACACACCAACUGCUUUGAGAUUACCCUUGAAUUAAGCUGCAAUAAGUUUCCACCUCAGGAAGAACUGGAACGUGAGUGGCUGGCAAACCGAGAGGCACUGAUCACCUACUUAGAGGAGAUCCACCAGGGAAUCAAAGGUUUGGUAUUGGAUGAGAACAACAAUAAAUUGGCUGGUGCUGUCAUUUCUGUCCAAGGAAUUGGCCACGAUGUCACCUCUGGUGAGCAUGGGGACUAUUUUCGAUUGCUGAUGCCUGGCACUUAUGGUGUUACUGCAUCAGCAGAUGGGUAUCAGCCACAGACAGUGACGGUGACAGUGGGCCCGGCUGCACCCUCAGUGGUGAAUUUCCAACUCAGAGAGAGAACAGAAGACCAUACCCCUGGCCCAAAGGUUUCCAACAAAGGUCUCCAUAAGAAAAUUGUGCCACGGGCUAUCCCAUGGGAGACACUGCGGUGAAGGCAGACAGCUGGUUGGAAGCUGAUGGAGUCAUGUUUAACAUGAGAUGUCAAUGACUGGCAGAUAAACUUUCCAAGAGGCACCUGCACCCUCUCCUGUCCCCCACAAGCAUGCAAUGAGCUCAGAUGUCCUUGUUUAUUAAAUGUCUAAUAUUUAA
Molecule: messenger RNA, 1782 nt
Organism: Sphaerodactylus townsendi
Lineage: Eukaryota; Metazoa; Chordata; Lepidosauria; Squamata; Sphaerodactylidae
Gene: CPN1
Product: carboxypeptidase N subunit 1
Exons: 9
Coding region: 279-1625 (448 amino acids)
Biological process (GO): proteolysis
Molecular function (GO): metallocarboxypeptidase activity; zinc ion binding
Source: RefSeq, a predicted model, not a curated record